AUGUCCAUACUGCUGCUGCACACACCAGCCUGUGCGCCUGAUGCAGGGUUCACCGACCUCCCAAGGCCUAAGAGCCCUCAGCACCCCGGUGUUGAUCAGCUGGACGGUCUGAUACACUGUCAGGAAGCCGGGACGUGUGAACACUGCUGUCGCAAGAAACGACGGACGUCGUUCGAUGCCUAUCCCAUCCAGCCAUAUCCUCAAAUUGUUACUCGCCGCUUUCCAGACAAAACAGGCUACGCGCGCUUUGUCGCACUCGUUUUACAUUUCUCAUGUUGCGCCCGGCAACGGAGGAGAUAUCAACUAACAACUCGAUACCGCUAUCACAAACAGAAGAAACCCUUCUCUGCUAUCUCGGUCCAUGUCGAGCAAUUGACCUCUGAGGUCUACGACGAAGAUGACCUCGCCGGCGUCCCCGACCUCCUCGAAGUAGUCAAGCUCCAAGGCACUGGCCCCCAGGAAGUGGCUCGAGCCUUGAGGAAGAAACUGAAAUACGGCAAUGUCCACCGGCAGCUGCGCGCUCUCACAAUCCUUGACGGUAUCCUGCAGAAUGGUGGAACUAGAGUACAACGCGCACUGCUGUCCGACGGGCCUCUCCUGGAGCGUCUGCGGAUAGCGGCUGCCGACCCAACUUCGGAUCAAGAGGUCCGGAAGAAGUGCAAAGACCUUUUUGGCCAAUGGGUUGCCAGCGCCAAAUUCAAUCCUGGCUUGGAAGGCGCCAAGUCUCUCUACAAUCAACUCCCCAAGACGCACAAACCGGUACAGCAACGGCGCGAGCAGAGCCGUGUCCUCCGAGAAACGGAAGAGGAGGUUGCCAGAGAACAGGAGUUGAUGAUAGCCAGGGCUCGGUCUGAUAGCAAUGAGAGACCCGGUCUGUCGCCCAGUCCCACGACGCUACGCAAGCAACCGUCUCCAGUGGCCCUUGGCGAGUCCUCGACGUUUUCGCCCAAAAAGGUGAAAAAAGACAAAAAGGCCAAGAACAAGGGAGUUAUAGCCUUCAACUUGGAGAGGGAGAAGCCCAAUAUUCUACAGUCUAUUGCAGCGUCCUCGGUAGCCUCCACCAACCUCAAUAAUGCCCUAAGGUUAGUCAACCGAGAGUCUGAGCGAGUGUCGAACAAUCCCGAGGUGAUGAAACGUUUUGAAACAUGCAAACAGCUUCGACGGCAAAUUCUGCGAUAUAUCCAGUUCGUGGAAACCGAGGAGUUCUUAGGCGGGUUGAUCCACGCCAAUGAAGAGCUAGUCAAUGCUCUUAUGGCCUUUGAAGUGCUGGACAAAUCGGUGGACGACGAUUCGGACAGCGAGCUUGAAGAGGCACAACAUCUCAGUCGAAUCGCAGCGAAGAGUGAAGCGUCUGCCACCAAAGACGCGGAGAAAUUAGUCGCCGGACUGAGCAUCUCUGGCCCACCAAAACCUCCUCGACCAGCGCCGCAGAGCAUAGCGAUGCCGCCGCCACGACCAGCACCAAAUUCAAAGAACUGGCGGGCAAAGCAGAUUGAAAGCGACGUUGAGAGCGAUACGGACAUCGACGAAGACUCCGACGACCCUUUUGCGGAUAAAAACGCCAUGAAGACGCCUGAUCCCGAAGCGUUGGGCAGGAAAGGGUAUUCUUGGAAGGAAGUAUAG
Messenger RNA from Cladophialophora yegresii CBS 114405, 1623 nucleotides. RefSeq lists its product as uncharacterized. Gene Ontology annotation, molecular function: ubiquitin binding; phosphatidylinositol binding. NCBI's taxonomy places the organism in Eukaryota, Fungi, Ascomycota, Eurotiomycetes, Chaetothyriales, Herpotrichiellaceae. The transcript has a single exon. Gene Ontology annotation, cellular component: actin cortical patch. Gene Ontology annotation, biological process: actin filament organization; endocytosis; actin cortical patch localization. Bases 1 to 1623 code for a protein of 540 amino acids. The record is from RefSeq and is a predicted model, not a curated record.